Molecule: messenger RNA, 1516 nt
Organism: Hibiscus syriacus
Lineage: Eukaryota; Viridiplantae; Streptophyta; Magnoliopsida; Malvales; Malvaceae
Product: transcription factor TCP12-like
Exons: 3
Coding region: 245-1300 (351 amino acids)
Biological process (GO): regulation of secondary shoot formation
Cellular component (GO): nucleus
Molecular function (GO): sequence-specific DNA binding; DNA-binding transcription factor activity
Source: RefSeq, a predicted model, not a curated record
UCAUCCUUUUCCUCACAGAAACAGCCCCCAUAGUCAUAGAGUACAUCGGCUUUGCUGUCUUUCUCAAGCUGAACUCAAAGCUGUCCUUGCUUGCAAAGGAUAUGGAAACUGAUAUGGAACAUGGAACCUGUUGGAGCUGUUUCUCUCGUGUCGUUCUCAAGUUUUCCUAGUCCCACCAUCUACCUAGGUUUACCGUUUACCUGAGGCUAGGGUUGUUCAAAUUUACAGGCCACUCUCCCAAAAUAUGUUUCCUUCAAACAUCAAUGGUAACAAUGACCCAACCGUUUAUAUCGACCACUCGAUUCUCCACAGGCAUUUUUGUACUGAUAAUACCACCACCACCCCUUGUAUCAAACCAGAUGAUCUCCCUCUUCCCUUUUUUCAUUUCCCUUCUCCUUAUUAUAAUCAAUGCGAGCUAGAGCUGGAAGAUCAUGGUGUCUUUGGAAGCCAACACGAGCAGUCUCUUCAUCAGAAAGCUAUGGUGAUUGAUAAUUCGGUCUCGGAGAGUAUUUUCAAUAUGCCUGGCUGUGGUGAUAUUAUGACCGAUCAUCGUCUGCAGCAGAUGCCACGAAAGGGAUCCAAGAGAGAUCGGCACAGUAAGAUUAAUACGGCGAAUGGUCCGAGAGAUCGGAGAAUGAGAUUGUCUCUCAAUGUUGCUAGAGACUUCUUUGGUCUGCAAGACAUGUUGGGGUACGAUAAGGCCAGCAGGACUGUUGAAUGGCUGCUCAUACAGGCGAGGCCUGAAAUCAAGAAGCUGAUGAAUAGCAACAGCUUCAGCUUUGCGGGUUCAAAGAGUUCGUCUUCCACUUCCGAGGCCGAAGUGGUAUCCGGAAUCGACAACAACGGUGACAUUGAUGGAAGCAUCUCCGAGGGGAAGCCUUCCAAAAAGGAGAAAAAGGAAAGACGGCAACGUAAAACCAGUUUCCGCCCUCUCGCAAGGGAUUUGAGAGACAAGGCAAGAGAAAGGGCAAGGGCAAGGACAAAAGCAAAGAGCAUGUUGUCCCCAAGGUCAUGUAAUGAAACAAGAGACAAUGAUCUGAACAAGUUCGGUACUUGGAUUUCCUUAGAGACUGGAAAAGAAUCUGGGGUUAAACUUCACAACAAGAACAAUCCUUUCUCGCAGCCCUACAACUCAAAGCUUCAUGGGGAUCAUAUGAUUGAUGAAUCCUUGUCGAUUAUGAAUAAAUGGAGCCCGAGUUUUAUUUUCAAUUGCCUGCAGAACACUGGAAUUAACCAAGAGCAGCCGCAUCAGGUCACAGGCUCAGUCCUUUGGCAAACCAUGGGGGGCCUGCGACAAUAAGAAUCCAUGAACAAACGUUGGUUUUUCUAUCUUAUUUUCUUCGCUUGUUCUUUGUUGUGUCAUGUGGAAAAAUAUUAGAGACAUGCUAUGUAUUUGCUCGCGUUCUGUACCAUAGACAUGCUUUCCUCUUCUCCCUUUUUUGUCUCUUUGGAAUUUUCUUGUGGACUUUAGCGUCAAUGAUUGUUGUUUAUGCAAUUAUCACAAGAUGUUUAAGAU